Colletotrichum phormii is the source of this 1005-nucleotide messenger RNA. RefSeq lists its product as uncharacterized. The transcript is spliced from 3 exons. NCBI's taxonomy places the organism in Eukaryota, Fungi, Ascomycota, Sordariomycetes, Glomerellales, Glomerellaceae. The record is from RefSeq and is a predicted model, not a curated record. The coding region runs from base 1 to 1005 and encodes 334 amino acids.
AUGCCUCUAUUCCAGCCUCCAGUCACCCCCCUCCCCGACGACCUAACCCUCCACGGCCAGACAGCAAUAGUAACAGGCGCAACAUCAGGCAUCGGCCUCGCCCUAGCCCGCCAACUCCUACGGCUCGGCGCCUCCCCCCUCAUCCUCGCCGUCCGCGACGUAUCCAAAGGCGAAGCAACAAGACAAUCCCUCCUCUCCAACCCAUCCCUCCGGUCUCUCCCCCAACCCCCCGUCGUGGAGGUACUGAAGCUCGACGCAGAAGACUACACCAGCGUCAAGACCUUCGCCGAAACCUUUGCGUCGAAGCACACGCGCCUCCACAUCGCGAUGCUCAACGCCGGCGUGCCGGGACUCCGACGCCGCGUGGCGGUGACGGGGCACGAGGCGGCCGUGCAGGUGAAUUAUCUCUCGAAUGUGCUUCUUACGCUGGAGCUGCUGCCGCUUUUGGAGGCUACGGCGCGCGAGACGGGGAGGACGAAUUUGGCGGGGAAGGCGGGUGUGGGAGAGGGGGGAUCGGUUCUCGGACACCUUGAUGCUGAGGCGAAGUUUGACGGGAUGGCGCGGUAUGCGGAUAGUAAGCUUCUUGGGUUCUUGUUUUUGCGGGAGUUGUCGAGGCAUUAUGGUGUUGGUGAUGGCAUUGGGAGCGAGGAAGGAGAGCGACGGCAGCAGCAGCAGCGGGUUAUCGUCAACGCCUUUUGUCCCGGGAUGGUGGACACGAAUAUGAGCAAUGUUCUCCCCCAGCCUUUCCGCCUCAUUGCUGACGCCGUGAAGGCUGUGAGGGCGAGGACGCCGGAGGUGGCUGGGUGGAUUGGGAUUCAUGCUGUUUCUGUCGCGGGAGGGGAGACGCAUGGGAAGAUGUUGGGGGAUAAGGAGAUUUGGGAGCCACAGGGGUUUGCUGUCUCGGACGACGGCUGGAGGUUGCAGAGGAUGUUAUGGGAUGAGACUGUGGAUGAGAUGGGGAGGGUUACGAGCGUGCCUGGGUGGAUGGGCAAGGUUGGGAGUUGA